Molecule: messenger RNA, 1062 nt
Organism: Lycium ferocissimum
Lineage: Eukaryota; Viridiplantae; Streptophyta; Magnoliopsida; Solanales; Solanaceae
Exons: 1
Coding region: 1-1062 (353 amino acids)
Source: RefSeq, a predicted model, not a curated record
AUGGCGAUUGCUCAGAAUGUCCGACCACAGGGUGCUCUCCCGAGUGCUACUGACAAGAAUCUUAGAGAUUGUAAAGCAGUCACCUUGAGGAAUGGCAGAGAACUUGAAGAAGUGCCACCAAAAAACAACAAGAAGGUAGAUGUUGAACUCAUUCCAGCACAAAGAACUGAAGCUGAAAAGAGUCCCGAGAAAGUCUUGCAGCAGCCUGAACGUGUGGUGACUAGACCACCUCCACCAUUCCCACAGCGCUUCCAGAAACAAAAAAUAAAUGCAACCUGCAAGAAAUUUCUUGAAAUAUUGAAGCAGGUGCACAUCAACAUUUCUUUGGUAGAGCUCUUGCAAAAAGUUCUAAAAUAUGCUAAGUAUAUCAAGGAUGUUGUUGCAAAUAAGAGGCACUGGACAGAAUUUGAGACUGUGGCACUUACUGAAGAGUGCAGUUCUAGAGUGAGGAGCAAGAUUCUACCAAUGCUGAAAGAUCCGGGCAGUUUUACUGUUUCUAUCACUAUUGGUAAUAUCAAAGUUGGGCUGGCAUUGUGUGAUUUGGGUGCUAGUAUUAAUCUGAUGCCCAACUCUGUGUUCCGAAUAUUGGGGUGGGGUGAGCCAUGGCCAACAACAGUCACGUUACAGUUAGCUGAUAGAUCUCUUGCUUAUCCCGAUGGUAUAAUUGAAGAUGUUCUCGUGAAGGUGGGUCCUUUUAUUCUGCCGGUUGAUUUUAUUAUCCUUGAUUACGAGGCAGAUAAGAAUGUCCCUCUCAUCAUGGGAAGAGGAUUCUUAGCGACUGUUGAUGCGGUUAUUCGAGUCAGAAAUGGGAAGAUGUCUAUCACAGUUGAUGGGCAAGAAGCUUCUUUUGAUGUUUUCAAGGCUACUAGGCUUCCGCCCUAUUAUGAAGAAUUGAAGAUGAUUACAGUUGUGGAGCCCAAGCUCAUGAAUGCAAGGUUAGAUCACUUUCUAACUUCUGGAGAUCCCUUGGAGAUAGCAUUGGUGUAUGGUGAAGACUUGGUGGAUGAUGAAAACGUCAAGGAGUGUCUUUAUAUUCUUGACACUUCUUGUGCAUAUUUAUGA